AGUGAGUUACAUGGACAACCAAAGACGAAGGCGUUAUUGUUAUUGCUAAUUAAUGCCAGCUCUUUCUCUCUCUAGGGUUCCCCUCUAUAAAUAUACACAUGUUUUCUCUCUCUAGAACUUCGACCCAGCGUUUGGAUCAAUCGAAACUCUUUGCUCUCGAUAUAAGUGUUCGUAGAUCCAUCGAUCGAUCUAUGUCUGGUUUUUAUUGAUCCAAUAGUUUUUUUUUUUGAGGGUUGAUUUAUCAGAUCCGAGUUAGGUUAAUCGUUUGUGAUAAUGUUUCUGAUCGAUUGGUUCUACGGAGUUCUCGCGUCGCUCGGGCUAUGGCAGAAGGAGGCGAAGAUCCUGUUCUUGGGCCUCGACAAUGCCGGCAAAACGACGCUCCUUCACAUGUUGAAGGACGAGAGAUUGGUUCAACACCAGCCAACCCAAUACCCAACAUCUGAGGAGCUUAGCAUUGGAAAAAUCAAGUUCAAGGCAUUUGAUUUGGGAGGGCAUCAGAUUGCACGACGGGUCUGGAAAGAUUACUAUGCCAAGGUGGAUGCGGUGGUCUACCUAGUAGAUUCAUACGACAAGGAGAGAUUCGCGGAGUCAAAGAAAGAGCUGGAUGCUCUCCUCUCCGACGAGUCCUUGGCUACAGUACCUUUCCUUAUACUGGGCAAUAAGAUAGACAUACCCUACGCCGCCUCGGAGGAUGAGUUGUUGCACUGCAUGGGCCUGACUGGCAUCACAACAGGCAAGGGCAAGGUCAAUCUGCAAGACACAGGUGUCCGACCAAUUGAGGUCUUUAUGUGCUCUAUCGUCCGGAAGAUGGGUUACGGAGACGGUUUCAAAUGGAUGUCACAAUACAUCAAGUAGUGGGCAAUAGGAAAUGAGGUUUAGUUGCUUGUUUUAAAUGUUAUUUUCUGCUGGACUUUGGGUUUGACAUGUCUGUUUAAAGUCACUGUUGGAUGUAUCCCCUUUGUGUUUUUUUUUUUUUUGUUGGCUAAAUGACCCCAAGGUGGCCGAUUAUAUUCUAUCAUGUGGCACAAAGGGACUGAUCAUCAGUCAUGAUUUGAUACGGAGAAAAUCAUAAUUGAACAGGAGUCAAGCACAUUGUUUCUC
Cornus florida is the source of this 1101-nucleotide messenger RNA. RefSeq names its product GTP-binding protein SAR1A. Gene Ontology annotation, molecular function: GTPase activity; GTP binding. Gene Ontology annotation, cellular component: endoplasmic reticulum exit site; COPII vesicle coat. Gene Ontology annotation, biological process: membrane organization; vesicle organization; endoplasmic reticulum to Golgi vesicle-mediated transport. The coding region runs from base 274 to 855 and encodes 193 amino acids. The record is from RefSeq and is a predicted model, not a curated record. The transcript has 3 exons. Lineage: Eukaryota; Viridiplantae; Streptophyta; Magnoliopsida; Cornales; Cornaceae.